This is a messenger RNA of Paramuricea clavata, 926 nucleotides long. Lineage: Eukaryota; Metazoa; Cnidaria; Anthozoa; Malacalcyonacea; Plexauridae. The record is from the annotation of a GenBank genome assembly.
ACAUGAAGUAGAUUCCCACAGCUUCCAUGUAGAGUGUGGUUCAAGUGAAAAAGACUCAUUUGGAUACUUCAAAUGUCGGGCAAAAUGUGGAUAUGUUUAUAGCACUAAAGCCGCAAGAAACAGGUAUUUAUGCCAGUCAAAAGAAUACAAAUCAGCUAGUGCACAUACAGUGAAAUAUAUUGUGUUUUUUUCUUUUUUCUCUUCUUUAGACAUGAAAGACAAAAGCAUCCAAGCUUUUCUCCAUUGAUCCCCCCAAGUGCAGAGCCAGCCAAGGAGGCUACACCCCCUGAAGACUAUGUAUACAAUUACCAUAGAGGAAAAUUAGCAUAUGGACUAAUACUGUUUGAGUUUAAUGAUGCUGUCAAAGAAGGUGAUGGUGACAGACUUUUUGAUGUGUACAAGAUGGCCCUUCUUUUGUACAAAGUUGGUGGCCAUUAUAAAUAUGCUUAUGUGGUAAUGCUCUACCUGGUCAAGGUAGAGCAUUUAUAAUAAACAUGGUGGCAAAGGGAAAAACAUCUCAUUAGAUUUGAGAAUGGAACAGCUUAACAGAGGGCCACCUAUACCUCUUCACAAAAUGCUUUCACGUAAAAAUAUUUUGCCUUUUCACGAGUCACGAAAAAUUGAAAAAAUUCCUUCACGUUCACGGAAAAAUCAAAGCGAUCACGAUUCACAGAAAAUUAAAACAAAGUUCACGAAUUAUUAUAAGAUGUCUUCCUUAAUUGUAGAAUCAUUGUACUCGUCUGUACUUACCUCGACAUGCUUUCAUACCUCCAACUAUGUCGAAAACAGGCUUCUGUACAUCAAGUACUUCAAAAAACAGCAACAAACCGUAUUUAUUCCUUGGAAAGCUGAUCACACAAAAGGUCACAAAACAGAAGAUUCACGAAUCACGAAAUUUCUAUCUGCCAUUCACGGGUCACAGUUAA